AAGCAACCUUUGCUAUAUGUAGAACCCCUAGUUUUUUUUCCUAUCUUUCUUUUUUCUAUCUGCUAUAACUAACUACACGGUCUCUGAAAGCACUUGGAAAAUCACAAACACAAAUUCAAUCAUUGAAUCAUAACACAUACAGAAGAAAUAAAAGUGUGAGUCUCUCAAGGAGAGAUUAGUAGAACCAAAAUUCUGUUAUCCUAGAAAGUCAAUACAGAAAGAUGACUUGGUGCAAUGAGUCUGAUGUUAAUGAUCACAUAAAGCUCAAUGAAGAAUUUCAAACCAUAAAAUGCCCCUCAUGUGACCAUGAUAUUGAAGUGAAAAAUCAGGGUGGAAUUCAAGAUUUGCCUGGUUUACCAGCUGGAGUGAAAUUUGAUCCAAAUGACAUAGAAAUAUUAGAGCAUUUAGAGGCAAAAGUGAUGUCUGAUGUGUGCAAAAUUCAUCCACUUAUUGAUGAGUUCAUACCAACACUUCAAGGAGAAAAUGGAAUUUGUUAUACACACCCAGAAAAACUACCAGGAGUUGGUAAAGAUGGGCAAAUCAGACAUUUUUUUCAUAGGCCUUCUAAAGCAUACACAACAGGAACAAGGAAAAGAAGAAAGGUUCACACUGAUGAAGAAGGAGGUGAAACAAGAUGGCACAAAACAGGAAAAACUAGGGCAGUAUUUGUUAAUGGUAUUGUCAAGGGUUUUAAGAAGAUACUAGUUCUCUACACAAACUAUAGCAGGCAAGGAAAACCAGAGAAGACUAAUUGGGUGAUGCAUCAAUACCAUAUUGGUAGUAAUGAAGAAGAAAGAGAUGGAGAAUUAGUUGCUUCAAAGGUGUUCUACCAAACACAACCAAGACAAAGUGGUAACUCCAUUAACGUAAGAGAUUCAUAUGACAAAAUAAUUAACAAAGGAAGUGGCCAUAGUAAUAGUACAACACCUAAGAAUUUAGGUCUUGUGGAAUCCUACAAUGCUCCUUAUACAAAUUAUGAGCAUGUCAAUGUUGGUCAUAAUAGGGAAAGCUCGCCGCAAUUUACUCCAAACAUUGUUAUCCAACGUGAUCGUGGAUCUAUUAUUCGCUUGGCAAUGGAUGCAAACAAAGUAUGAGUAGAGAAGAGAAAGUAAAACUUGAGAAGAGAUUCUAGGUAGAGACAGCUGUGAUUUUAUUAUUAUUUUUAUGUUGGUGAUUCUAUUAAUAAUCAAAUAACAACACUUAUAUAAAAAAGUAAUUGGCUUUUAUAUAGUGAUUUAUCUGAAAUUUAGAGACCAAGCUAGCUAUUUCUGGUACACACAAUUAUUGACUAUUCAUUAUUCAUUACACUUGACAAUUCAUUGGUGUA
Lathyrus oleraceus (garden pea) is the source of this 1327-nucleotide messenger RNA. Its product is annotated as NAC domain-containing protein 73. Gene Ontology annotation, molecular function: transcription cis-regulatory region binding; DNA-binding transcription factor activity. The transcript is spliced from 4 exons. The record is from RefSeq and is a predicted model, not a curated record. Gene Ontology annotation, biological process: regulation of DNA-templated transcription. The coding region runs from base 222 to 1094 and encodes 290 amino acids. NCBI's taxonomy places the organism in Eukaryota, Viridiplantae, Streptophyta, Magnoliopsida, Fabales, Fabaceae. Gene Ontology annotation, cellular component: nucleus.